GGCUGUUUUGUCCCCAGUAGAUGCGAGUAGGUGUUAUCUUGAUGAGAUGAAAUAUGUUUAUUAAAUUACAAACAUUUGCGCUGUGAAUAAUCCAUUGCACAUGUGAGGCUUCACACAAAUGUUCGGUCACAAUAACCGAGCAUGAAAGCAUCCACAGCCAGAGAAGACAAACAGGACAGACACGAUCUGAAAAUCUGAGCAUUUCACCCGGACACCGACAACAACCAUUUAACAUCUGGAUCCAGGGUUCCGCGGUGCGUUUAUCGCGGAUUUUCAGUAAUCCCAUGUUUGGCCGUUACCGGAGUACAGUAGGCUUCCCGCCAGCUCAGAGCGUCUACAACCACUGGAGACACUGGUAUCAGCCUGGUCAUUUGUUGUGGACACAGCCACCACAGCUGCAGCACCCCUCAUCCUCCUUCAGAACUGUCAGACACCCAUUCAAUAGACCCCCGAGACCUCCGGAUCCGUACCAGUGGAGCUCCUGGAGGCAAACUGGAGUACUGCCCCACACUCGAGGUCUUCACCUUUCUGCAGGUCUGAUGGAGAGCACUGACAGACCGCCACCACAGAAGAGGAGGAAGAGCGCAGAAGGGGAUCAAUUUCAGCGCUCACCCCAACAUUCACCUCCGAAAGGCAGCAGGAGUCCAAAAGGAAGUCCUGAAUGGCUGCGCAAUGUAGCUAGCAUUGAAGUUCCUCCUGGGAAAUUUCCAAAUAGGACUGCAGCCAUACCCGAGUUGAAGAGACACUGGGAGGAUCUUUCUCAUCUCUGCAAAGCUGCACCGUCUGUGAAAAGAGGGAAGCAAAAAUGGCCGUUUGACUUUUCGGUGAUGUCCUAUAAUAUCCUCUCUCAAGAUCUGCUCUGUGAUAACACAUACCUUUACAGACACUGUAAUCCUCCAGUUCUGGACUGGCGCAAUCGGUUUCCUAAUAUAAUCAAAGAGCUGGAACAGCACAGUGCUGAUAUAAUGUGCCUGCAGGAGGUGCAAGAGGACCACUAUAAACAACAAAUCAAACCCUCACUAGAAUCUUUAGGCUACCACUGUGAAUUCAAGCGGAGAACGGGCCUCAAGCCUGACGGAUGUGCAGUGAUCUUCAAACGCGAACGCUUCUCUUUGGUGUCCUGUCACCCUGUGGAGUAUUUCCGCCGUGGCGUCCCCCUCCUGGACCGAGAUAACGUGGGCCUGAUUGUGCUGCUGCGGCCCAUUGACCCUCAUGUCUCUCUCUCCAACGUCUGUGUGGCUAACACACAUUUACUCUACAACCCUAGACGUGGGGACAUUAAACUGGCCCAGCUGGCUAUGCUGCUGGCAGAGAUAAGCCGCGUGUCCCAGUUACCUGACAGCAGCGUUUGUCCUGUGCUGCUCUGUGGGGAUUUUAACUCUGUUCCCUGGUCUCCCCUCUAUCGCUUUAUUAAGGACAGAAGGCUGGACUACGAUGGCAUGCCCAUUGGGAAGGUGUCAGGACAGGAGGAGACCCCAAGAGGGCAGCGUAUUUUGACUGUGCCAAUUUGGCCUAGAAGUCUGGGAAUCUCUCAGCAGUGCCAGUAUGAAAACCAAACUAGAGAUUCUGAGUUGAGAGAUUUGGAGCAGACUGAAAGGGACAGUUUUACCGAAGCCAGCAUAGAGCACUGUUUGAGGCUGACGUCUGCGUACUCGCAUCAUCUGAAAGAGAGCGGUCAGCCUGAGAUCACAACAUGCCACUCGCGGACAGCCAUCACUGUCGAUUACAUCUUCUACUCUGCGGCUCUUGGAGACGUGAUGGCACAAGCAGAAUGCAGUGCUCCGCCAGAGAGGGGUCUGCAGCUGCUGGGCAGGUUAGCUCUAGUGGGAGAAGAGGAACUCCAGAAGGUUAAUGGCCUUCCCAACCAGCACAACUCCUCUGACCACCUGCCACUUCUGACACGUUUUCGUCUGCACCCUCAAGCCGACAGCUGACAGAACAAAAGUGCUUGUGAAUAUCAUAUGUGCAGCCUUUAAAUAUGUUUUGGGGCAGAAGAAGAAAUAAGCAAAGAAAUAAUUUACAGAUCCUUUAAGCUGCCAGUGACCUUGAAACAGAAGUCGAGGAGUGUUAUUAUGAACACUGAUGACUGUUUUAACUGGUGCAUUAAGUGAUGGUGACAUACUCACUGGAACAAACAAAUUAGGGAUGUUUUAUUUUGGAAUAUGGCAGCUUUGACACCAAGCAAGUCAUUUCAUAAAGAUAUUAAUAUUUUUUUUACCUUCAAGGUUUUACAAAAAAAUCUCAGACUUGCGUCAUUUUAAAAUGAUCAUAAAGACAAGGACAAAUAAUGAAUCAUUUUAUCUUCAAGAUGGCAUUUGUGUAGUUUUAUUUUCAUGAAAAAAAGGCCAUUAAAUACAUUUUAUUUCAAAUUAAAAUAUGUUUAGUUAAAAUAUAGUUAAAAUAUGUUUGGGUUCCAUUGUUCUAAGUUAACACAAAUACCUUUCCCAAUUACACGAUUUGAUUAAUUAUAUUUGUAAAAAUGUUUUCUCCACCUUUUUUCCUGGUUUUGGAUUAAAAACGAAAAAUCUGAUCAACAUGACCAAACUAAGUGAAUGAAAUCUGUCAGAAGUCUUACCCUGAUCCCAGUUUUUGGCAUUUGUGAUAAAUCACAUGCAAUAUAUUUAACUUAUCAUAUUAUAAUAAAAGGUAGCACGGUGGCACAAUUACCUCAGCACAAUUAUUAGAAGGUUGCUGGUUCGAGCCUCGGCUGGGUCAGUUGGCGUUUCUGUGUGGAGUUUGCAUGUUCUCCCCAUGUUGGCAUGGGUUUCCUCUGGGUGCUCUGGUUCCCCCCCGCAAGUCCAAAGACAAGCUAUAGGUGAAUUGGGUGAGCCAAAUUGUCCAUAGUGUGUGUGGAUGUUUCCCAGUGAUGGGUUGCAGCUGGAAGGGCAUCCGCUGUGUAAAACAUAUGCUGGAUAAGUUAGCGGUUCAUUCCGCUGUGGCGACCCCAGAUUAAUAAAUGGACUAAGCCGAAAAGAACUGAAUGAAUAUUAUAAUAAAUAAUUAAGCAAACAAACACACAACAACAUCCAGCCUGAUCUCACAAAGAAAUGUAGCUGUUUUAUGUUUUGUCAGUUCAGUGGCUAAUUCGUAUGAAUUUGAAUGAGUUCAGUCGUACAAAAAUGUACGAUUUUAAAAAGGAGGCGUGAAACCCAACCCCACCCCUAAACCCAACAUUGGGGGAUGAGCAAAUCGUAUUAAAUAGUAAGAAUGAGAUUGUACAAGGCAUGGGACGAUAACCAUUUUCAAGGUUUACUUCGGUUUGUAAAAGUCAAGGUUUUAAAACCGCCAAAAUCUUCUGUAAUAGCGUUCCUAAGGUAUGUGUAACUGUGAUUUGUUUCGUUAUUUAGAACAACAGUAUCUUCAGCAGAAAAUAUAUCGAAAGAUGCUGUUUUAAAUUGUUAAGAAAUCUGUGUUUUUCAAACAAAGGAAGACAGCAGAAGUCAAUGAUUUUUUUUAAUGAUUUAGCCUGACAUGUUUACUGCUCCAAAAUAUUUUAAAUCUUUUAAAAAAUAAAAUCUAUUGUUUUCAAAGGGGAAAAAAUUGUUGUUUUUUACCCAGACAUUUAAAAAAACAUAUUUUAGAGCAGUAAUCACAAUACCGUGAUAUUUUUAUCCAAGGUUAUCAUACUGUCAGAAUCUUAUAUCGGCCCAUGCCUAGAUUGUACCAAUUCAUACGAAUUAGCCACUAAAUCAAAAAGUUAUGAAUUGCUGUGAGAUAGCGUUGCAACAUAAGAUGGCAGCCAUACAUCAAUAUCAUAUAAUGUGAGCUGAGACUGCCAGAAUAAAAAAUCUUUAGUUUGCUUAUGCCGAGUUCAGACUACACGAUUUUUAAAGUAGUCGUGUCACAGAUGUUUUCACACUACAUGACUAUCUGGGCUAGCGUUUUGUCGCUGCUUUGUUUACACAGCAAGAUGGAUCAGCGACAGGGGGUUUCACACGGCAUGACUUCAAAAUAGGAAGAAUCGAUGACAACUUUGUCCAAACUCACCUAUGUCUCACUAGGCAUGGGCUGGUAUAAGAUUCUGAUGGUAUGAUAACCUUGGAUAAAAAUAUCACGGUAUUGUGAUUACUGCUCCAAAAUAAUUUCUUUUUAGGUUGCUUUCACAUUGUUUUGGCGUGGAUCCGAAUGCGAUUGCUGGAUUCACACUGGAUUCCUAACUGGGGAAACGUGCCAGGUCCUGAAACAAGAGUCUAGGUGUAAAAGCACUCUUAAAUGUCCGGGUAAAAAAAAACAACUUUCCCCCCCAUUGAACACUAUAUAAUUUAUUUUAAGAAACAUUUACAAUAUUUUAAAGCAGUAGCUUUUGAUGUCAAGGUUCCUUUUCUGCUUGAUGUACUGUUGCCCUAAAAAACAAAAUAAAAUAGUUGUGAAAAUAAUUAAUAUUAAUAAAAAAAAAUAUUUAUGCCUAAGGAACAGUAUUACAGAAAACUUUGGCGGUUUUAAAACCUUGACUUUGAUACCGUGCUAUACCUUGAAACCGGUUAUCAUCCCAUCCCUCUGUCUCACAACCAAAAACACGUAGUAUAUCUUUUGUUAUUAACUACAUUAUGAGAAAGAAGCCUUUAAUGGGGUAGAAGAUGUACAUAUUUGCUGACCUGGGUUUGAAGGGAAAUACUAAUUUCUCCUCACCUUUUUUCUUUUUUAGCCCGGUUGUGGUAUUGAUCAGAUGACACGUCAAACAGACACAGUGCUUCUGCCAAAUUUACACUAGUUUUUCCUCAAUUUCUUGGGUCUAAAUAAACUGAAAAUGAGGUGAUCACCGAUGUUAUUUUCAGUCAAAACUCAUUUCACACGGGAUGAUUUGAAUCACAGACAGCUCCAGAUAUUUAGCAUGCCAAAUAUCUCACGGGCAUCGGCGACUCAUCAGCGAUUCUCUCAGAUCGUGUUUUUGAUUGUUCACACUGUGUGAUUGUUACUCAAUUUCAGGCAUUUGUCAAAAUUGGGACUAAAAUCAUGCAGUCUGAACUCGGCAUUAGUUAAUUAGUUUUAACAGCAAUAAUGAAUGCAUUUGAGGAUUCAUUUGGAGGAAAAAAACUUAGUCAAAUCAAAUGACUUGAGACGAUAAGACACCUGGAAAAACUAUUUCUCACUUAUGAUUUGAACAUGUAUAGUACUCAAUUUAAUUUUUCGUUUGAAAAGAGGCCUGGGAGCACAAUCUCAUUUUAAUUUAAAGCGACAGUCACCAAAAUUGUACAAUUAGGAUCAAAGCCUAAAAGGUGCAGUUUUAAAGAGUUAUAAAACAUUAUUUGUAGGGUAUUUUGAGCUGAAACUUUACAUACACACCCUAGGGACAUCAAAGACUUAUUUUACAUCUUGUAAAAAAGGGACACAAUAGGUCUGCUUUAAUGACCAAAGAGAGUCAGAACUUUAACAUCUCAUCCAAAAAAGGUUCUCACUCCAUGAUACUGAGGCACUAGCACUCACACAAACUGCAGGUUUAGCGCCCCUGACUGGCCUCACUAACACCGCUUCCAACAGCAAGCCAGUGGUCUCCCAUCCAGGGGUGCGUUUCCGAAAACUAUCGUUAGCCAACUGAGGUCGCAAGUUCCGUCGUUACAACAUAGUUUGUUGAUUUGACGUUUCCCAAAUCCAGCGUUCCAACGAACAUUCGCAAACCUCUGGAGCUGUAGUAGAAACAUAGAUCCUGUCUGUGUUCUAUUCCCAGUUAUCCCCCCUAUGCCCUGUUAGUUUAUAACAUUCUAACAUUUAAACUUGGAAUUAUUUAAAAAAAGCAUUAAAGUCAUCUAUCAUGGGUGUAAUUUGUUUUCAAAGUAUUUUUACAGUUCGGUUUUAGCGAUCUUCAUGCUAACAAUUGCGCUCCCUUCGCAGUGCACUUUGAAAACAUUGAUGUCAUUUUGUACACAGCCGAGCGGAAUUUGUCACGUCUCCAAAGCUAGUAAAUUUUUUGCAGUCAUUGCUCCAAAGCUUGUGCAUUUCAUUUCUUAAUAAAUAGUCUUAUUAUUUAUUUAUUUAUUAUGAUUUAUAUAUGAGAUUAGAAUAAGUGUUAGCUUUUGUAAGUUAUUUUGUUUUAGAAUAGACUGUGUAAUGUUCUCAAUAAUAUUUGCAGAGGAAACACUGACCCAAUACUGUA
Molecule: messenger RNA, 6091 nt
Organism: Danio aesculapii
Lineage: Eukaryota; Metazoa; Chordata; Actinopteri; Cypriniformes; Danionidae
Gene: angel2
Product: angel homolog 2 (Drosophila)
Exons: 9
Coding region: 285-1934 (549 amino acids)
Biological process (GO): 3'-UTR-mediated mRNA stabilization
Molecular function (GO): mRNA 3'-UTR binding; 3'-5'-RNA exonuclease activity
Source: RefSeq, a predicted model, not a curated record